Messenger RNA from Durio zibethinus, 1085 nucleotides. RefSeq lists its product as uncharacterized. Lineage: Eukaryota; Viridiplantae; Streptophyta; Magnoliopsida; Malvales; Malvaceae. Gene Ontology annotation, biological process: cellular response to heat. The record is from RefSeq and is a predicted model, not a curated record.
UCAUAUAAAACCAACAUAGCAGAAACUCUCAUAUUAGAUUGAUCAAAAGAUUUAAAACAAAGAAGAGAAACAAAAGGCUAAUAACAGUACGACAUAUGGAUUCGAAGCCAACGGUUGUUUAUGAAGAUUUUGAGUUACGAACUGAAUGGGUUCAUGAAGCUGUGGAGGACACUUUAAUUGCAUAUCUACCAGGCUUUACGAAGGCGCAACUUAAGGUUCAAGUAACCACUGCGGGGAACUUGAGGAUAUAUGGAGAACGUCCAAUUGGCGGCAACAAAUUCAGCCGUUUCUCCAAGGAAAUUCCAAUUCCAUCGAAUUGUGACCAAAAUAAAAUCAGAGCCAAUUUCAAGGACGGUAUGCUCCAUAUUAAACACUCCAAACUGAUCAUCCCGGCCGAUGAGAAGCAGGAAGAAGCAAAACCAUCUGUAGAAGUUCCGAAGUCUGAUCAAAACCAUGCUCCACAGCCUCCAAGGCCUGCCGAUGUGCCACGGAAACUAGGUAAUGGUCCAGAACAGGCUGUUCAAGAAACUCCUCUCAAGGCCACCGUGGAAAAACAAACAGGUGAGAAAACAGAUGGGCUAGCAAAGGAGGCUGACAGUGUUUCAGAGAAGGAACCUGAUAAAGAAAAGGAAAUGAAAGACAAAAGCAAUGCUGGUAAUGGAUCUGACAAGCCUAUGGAGGAGGAGAGAAAAGGUUGGGAUCAAGAGGAAAAGGCUUCAACUAGUGAAAAAGCUGAAAAGUUUGGCGAUUCUGUGCAGGACACAGCAGAAAAAGAAAAUGUAGAGACUGAGAAACUCGAUGGCACUGAUCACAAAUACCAGCCAGCGAUUAACGUGCUUUCGCUAAAAUAUAAGCAAGUUCUUGAUGGUUUGGCCAUGGGGCUAAAGAAUCCAAGAAAAAUGAUGAACAUGGUUUUGGCUGUUUUAUUGGUUGUGGUACUUGCGGUUUAUGUCAGAAAUGCGAUCAGGUCUCUUAGGAACUACUAGAACUAAGCUUGUGGGAAGUUCAUGGUGAAUGUAAUUUCUAAGUUAUACAUAACUUGUAUCUGAGAAUCCAUAAGAGUAAUAUAUUAAGAGCUUGACAUG